AUACCGUCGCAGGACAGAAAGUUUCGAUCCGGACCGUGGAAGUAUGACGGGAAAGACAUUGUUGAUGAGGUGGAUUUUUUACCCUGGCUGCUUUUGAAUGUGUUGCCCCUUAUUUGAUCGUUUGACAGCUCCGUGUCCGCGGAGAUAUGGAGACGCCGGGGAGAAUAGCAACCACACCGGACGCCCUGGACUUCACGGUGGAAAACGUAGAAAAGGCCCUUCACCAGCUGUACUAUGAUCCCAAUAUCGAAAACAAGAACCUGGCACAGAAAUGGCUAAUGCAGGCACAGGUCUCACCUCAGGCCUGGCAGUUCUGCUGGGCUCUACUGAGUCCAGAUAAGGUGCCAGAGAUCCAGUAUUUUGGUGCAAGUGCUCUUCACACCAAGAUUUCUCGGUACUGGUCCGACAUCCCCACGGAUCAAUAUGAGUCUCUGAAGAGCCAGCUGUUCUCCCAGAUUGCUUGCUUCUCCUCUGGCUCCAAGAUGGUGCUCACCCGGCUGUGUGUGGCACUGGCCUCUCUGGCACUUAACACAAUGCCCGAGGCCUGGCCGGGUGCAGUAGCAGAGAUGGUGCGGGUGUUUCAGGAGGAGGGAGGAGGGGUGGAUGGGCGGGCACGCUGCCUGGCAUUGCUGGAGCUGCUCACUGUGCUGCCCGAGGAGUUCCAGACCAGUCGCCUGCCGCAGUACCGAAAGGGACAGGUACGGGGCGCUCUGGGCCGUGAGUGGGGGUCAGUAUGUCCCUUGCUACAACAACUGCUACGGAGGACGGACAGCCCCGGGGCAGUGAAAGCUCGCGUGCUGCGUUGCUUGUCAUCAUGGGUGCUGCUGGAUGUGCCCCUCAGCGAGAGCGAAGGCCUGGUGCACGACUGCUUCAGUGCCCUGCCUGACCCAGAGCUCUUUGACACAGCAGUAGAGGCAAUAGUCAAUGCCAUCUCACAACCCGACUCCCAAAGAUAUGUGAACACUUUGCUGAAGCUGGUUCCUCAAGUGCUGGCUCUGCAAGAGCAGCUCCAGGAGGCUGUUCAGAAUGGAGACAUGGAGACUUGUCAUGGUAUCUGCAGGAUCGCUGUUACACUGGGAGAGAACCACUCCAGGACUCUGUUGGAGCAGGUGGAUCACUGGCAGAGCUUCUUGGCUUUAGUCAACAUGAUCAUGUUUUGUACGGGCAUCCCCGGCCACUACCCGGUCAACGAGACCACCAGCUCCCUCACACUGACCUUCUGGUACACACUACAAGAUGAAAUCAUGUCGUUUGAGUCGGAUAAGCAGUCGGUGUAUCUACAGGUCUACCGGCCAGUUUAUUUCCAGCUGGUAGACGUUCUACUUCACAAAGCCCAGUUCCCCUCAGACCAGGAGUAUGCGUCCUGGUCCUCAGAUGAGAAAGAGCAAUUCAGGAUCUACAGGGUGGAUAUUUCAGACACACUCAUGUAUGUGUACGAAAUGCUGGGAUCAGAGCUGCUGAGUAACCUGUAUGAUAAACUAGGGAGGCUGUUGACUAAUGCAGAUCAGCCCACAUCAUGGCAGCACACAGAAGCUCUGCUGUACGGUUUCCAGUCCAUAGCAGAGACGAUAGAUGUGAAUUACUCAGACGUCAUCCCGGGACUGAUCGGACUCAUCCCCAGAAUAAACAUCAAUAACGUCCAGUUAGCAGACACUGUGAUGUUCACGAUAGGCGCCCUGGCUGAAUGGCUGGCAGACCACCCAGUGAUGCUCAGCAGCGUGCUGCCCUUGGUUCUACAGGCUUUAGGAAAUCCAGACCUUUCUGUCUCCUCUGUCUCCACGCUCAAAAAAAUUUGUAGAGAAUGCAAAUAUGACCUGCCACCGUUCGCAACCAACAUUGUAGCCGUGUCUCAGGAGGUGCUUAUAAAACAGAUCCACAAGACAAGUCAGUGUAUGUGGCUGAUGCAGGCUCUUGGCUUCCUGCUCUCUGCUCUCCCUGUGGAAGACAUCUUAAGGAACCUUCACUCCCUGAUCACUCCCUAUAUUCAGCAACUGGAGAAGCUAGCAGAUGAGACGCCUAAUCCCUCCAACAAGUUAGCAAUCAUCCACAUCUUGGGACUGUUGUCCAACCUAUUCACCACGCUUGACAUCAGCAAGCAGGAUGACGAGUCGGCGGAUGGCUCAGCACCACCCGUCAAAACAGUCCCGCCCACACCUGGCCCAAACCCGGUGGUGGUGGUUCUGCAACAAGUUUUUGCUCUCAUCCAGACGGUACUCAGCAAGUGGCUCAACGAUUCCCAGGUGGUAGAGGCGGUGUGUGCCAUAUUUGAAAAGUCAGUGAAGACUCUUCUCCAUGACUUUGCUCCCAUGGUGUCCCAGCUAAGUGAGAUGCUUGGGCAGAUGUACAGUACGAUUCCCCAGGCCUCAGCCCUUGACCUCACACGACAGAUGGUGCAUAUCUUUGCCAGUGAGACGGACCACUUCCCACCCAUCAAGGCUCUGUUUGAGCUGGUUACCUCGGUAACUCUGUCCAUCUUCCAGCAAGGACCCAGGGAUCAUCCUGAUAUUGUUGAUUCAUUUAUGCAACUCCAAGCUCAGGCCCUCAAACGGAAGCCCGAUUUGUUCUUGUCUGAGAGUCUUGAUGUGAAAGCGGUGUUCCACUGUGGAGUUCUGUCACUCAAAUUUCCCGAGGCACCGACAGUCAAGUCAACGUGUCUGUUCUUUACUGAACUGUUGCCCCGCUGCUCCGACGUGCCUCCGUUGGCCAGGGUAGUGCAGGAGGACGGCAAGCUGUUGGUUCAAGCUGUGUUGGAGGGUAUUGGCGGUGGGGCAUCUCGCAGUCUGAUGGACCAGUUUGCGGAGGUUCUGUUUUGUCUGAACAAACACUGCUUCUCUCUGCUCGCUGUGUGGCUGAAAGAAGCACUGCAGCCCCCUGGUUUCCCAUCAACACGAGUCACAGCCGAGCAGAAGGACAACUUCUCUCAGCAGAUACUCAGAGAACGGGUGAACAAGAGGAGGGUAAAGGACAUAGUGAAAGAGUUCACCCUCUUGUGCAGAGGUCUCCACGGUACGGAGUAUGCUGCUGAAUACUGAAACUCUACCCUCUACCUUACCAUGACUCUGUCCUCAGUGCAAAACAGCUGGUUGCCACAAACUACGAAGUUCUCUCCGACUCCAGUGAAAAUAUCAUGAAGUGAUUGUAAUGAUAGCCCACCCUGCAGCAGGACAAGACAUGGAACCAUUCCAGCACAUACCUGCCAACGGAUCAAUGGACAGACAUCAAGUCCCUGGCGACUUUAGAGAUGCCCAGCUUCUCCACUCCAAUAGAUUUACUUUGCUGUUUUAAGAUUGUUUCCCUGUCCCCACUCCCUUCUUCUCCUAUUUAAAGGUCUUGUAAUUGGAAGAGGUUUGAGCAGCACUCCCAGCAUGCUGCCUCAGGUCUUCUAUCUCUGUCUUGUUCUGCCUUUCUAGAUCUUCCUGUGGUUCCUAGCUAGGUCGUUUCCUAUGGAGUCAGAACUCUAUUUGAAAUAUGAAUCCAUGCCUAUAUCAUUAAAUUCACUGAAUCUUUUAACAGGUUUUUUUCUCUAGUAAGCAAUUUGUUUGAUUUUAUUCCAACAUACUCAUUAGCCUCUGGAUAGACAGCUCUUCGAUUUUUCACAUGUUAUUGUAUGUAUUUUUCGCAUUGAUAUGAUCAUAAAUAUUUUUAUUGAAUAAGAUUUUUGUGGAGAAGUGCUUUUAUGAAACAUUUUGUGGGCAUUCAUUCUUUUUGAUAGAGAUCUGACUCUGUAGUUUCCUGGUGAUUAGCAUCCAUAUGAAAUGGUAGUGGUAUCGUACGUAGCUACUUGACACUAUUUUUUUCAAAAAUAAAUCAGAAUAAAUAUAUAAAUGUAUAUGUAUACACAUAUAUAGUGGUUGUCAGUCCUGUUGCUGCUAAAUGGAAGAGAAAAGGACCAAUGAAAGAAGGUGAUCAUUUUGGAUAAAUGACUCUGGCCAUGUUUACAUGGGUCCAAAAAAUCCUAUUUAUAAUCGGACUGCAAGGUGAAACAGAUUGUUAAUGUGUCAUAUGAACACCUGAGACUGAAGGGGAUUGUAGUCUACCCUGAUCGAUAAUCCGCUUGUGCCUCAUAUAAGCAGCACCAGGCGGCAGAUUGGGGUUGUAAGGGGCGGAUUCUUCGUUCGGUGCAUGAGUUCCCUCAUUCGAAGUAACGCCAUGAUGUACGCAGUAAACAGAAAGCAGGAAUUGGGAAAGUCAAACACAAGCAGAACAAUUGGAUGAUGGUUGGGGGAAAAAAACAACAACUUUGAAUUAAAAACCCUGAAAGACCAAACACUUGAGAGGCAAAUCACUCAACAGCGAGUUGUUCAAAGAGCUGGAACGGAGGCCGGCGGGCCUGAUUGGGUCCGGCCGGCACAGCGCUCACUAUUGGGCGUAUGAUGGAGAUGUUUGAACACGGUUUGAGCAGAUUAAAACACACUGCUUGGCACUUAAGACUGCUGCCUGCAUAUCAGAACCUGGAAAGUGGGAGGGACCUUUAGCUCAUGUCACAGAUACUGAAUAAUCCGCUUCACCUGGCGUCCGUGUAUCCAGAUACUUUUAAUACGAUUGUUUUCAGUCGGAUUAAAAAAAAAAGAACACCCAUGUAAACUGGGCCAAUAAUACAGUAGUUUUUUUAAUCUCCUCAUACCCCUGUGAUUUCUGCAUUUGCCAAAUUAUGACUAAUUGUUUGGAUAUUUUGUGUUUAAAUGAAUGCCUUUGGGGGGUAUGAGUGGAGACAUUAAACUAGAAACGGCUGAGUUCUUGAUUUGUACAGCUGUACCUCAUGUACAUACAAUCCCAUCCAGUCACACUGCUGUCUCCUCAGCUCGCGGAAAGAGGUUUUCAUGCAGUGGUCCCUUUUUGAAAAGCAGGACUGUCAGGAGUGAGGGCUGGAGGGAGCGCGGAUCUUAGUAGCUAGCAGCAAGAUAAAGGCACAAGAUGGAAACUGAGAUGGGAAUUGAGCGAUUGGAGGAAUUUAUAAUCAUGAUGGUGGACGGCUUAGUCACUGUAAUCAUGCAGAAAUAUUAAUCGAAUUGUGCAUAUUAACAGUUAUUGCUGAACACUUCUGUGUAUUUGAGUGUGUUCCUAACUGUGUGUAUGUAUGAGGAGUCGUGUUAGAGCACAGAUGUAUCUUUUUCCACUUGUUCAGUGCACUUAUAUUGGACCUACAGUACACAUGUAUAAUUUACUUCUGUCUUUCAAAGGACCCGUUCAUUUCUUCACUCUGUCACCUCUUGCUGCUCUCCAGCAACCAUAUCCAUCAAUCUGCUAUGCCUCCUUAUCAUUUGGACGAUCAUUGAUGAGACUCAUCCAUCAUUUAUCUGUCAUUGACACCAGUUACUGCUCUUAACAAAACGCUUGCAAACAAGCCACCCAGAGUCCUUUCACCUCAUCUGGGUCACUGCUUUGGAGAGGACUGAGAAGGAUUAGAGUUUGGUACCAAAAUGUAAAAACCUCUGAGAAAGUUUUUAUUUAUUUUUCUUUUUUUGGACACCGACAUUCUGUGCUUACCCAUCAUGCCUCAGGCACUCAUGGUGAAGUGAUGCGACGGCUGUAAAGUACACUGUCUAGUGAAACAGCAGCACCAGCUGACAUCUAAUAACACUCAGCAAUGAAAUGUACUUUGUGGUUUCUGAUAAAAA
Salarias fasciatus (jewelled blenny) is the source of this 5618-nucleotide messenger RNA. RefSeq names its product importin-13-like. The record is from RefSeq and is a predicted model, not a curated record. Gene Ontology annotation, molecular function: small GTPase binding. NCBI's taxonomy places the organism in Eukaryota, Metazoa, Chordata, Actinopteri, Blenniiformes, Blenniidae. The transcript has 23 exons. Gene Ontology annotation, biological process: protein import into nucleus. Bases 147 to 3032 code for a protein of 961 amino acids. Gene Ontology annotation, cellular component: cytoplasm.